Messenger RNA from Rosa chinensis, 935 nucleotides. RefSeq lists its product as uncharacterized. NCBI's taxonomy places the organism in Eukaryota, Viridiplantae, Streptophyta, Magnoliopsida, Rosales, Rosaceae. The record is from RefSeq and is a predicted model, not a curated record. The coding region runs from base 396 to 848 and encodes 150 amino acids. The transcript has 2 exons.
UUGGCACAGCCGACCUGCCCCAUCAGUAUUGUAUGCGAAAGCUGUUUUCUCUGGGAUCAGUAGUAGACAUCCAGAUGGCGGAUCCCUUCUACCUUUAAGAACUUUGAGGCUGCAUGGAAUGAAGAAGCCUAUGUAUCUCUGGGACACCACCGAAUCAACUGGCCCAGAUUUUCCAAUGUUGGAAAUUCUAGAGGUGAAGUUUUGUGGAUUGAAGAAUCUAGAGUUACCUGCAAUAUCCUUCCAGAAUCUAACCAUUUUAGAAAUAACUUUUUGCUGGCGAUUGCAAUAUUUGGCUACUUACACAGUUGCUCAAGGUUUAGUGAGACUCAAAAAAAUGAAAGUUGAUGAGUGUAAAAGUAUGAAAGAAAUCUUCACAAGCGAAGGAAUGGAAGAAGAUGCAAGUGAAUGUAAGAUUGUUUUCAGCCGGUUGCAACGUACAUUUGGAACUUACUGAUUUAAUAAGGUUGGAACGCUUUUGCCCGAGAAAUUGCAGGGUGAAGGUCCCAGCAACCUUGGGAACUUUAGAGAUAAAAUGGUGCUCUUUCGAGCUGAAGAUUUCCUCCGAUGGGGUACUAGAAGAAAUUGUUCCCAAUAUGCAUCUAGAGGUACAAAAGUCACAUCCCAAAGAAGAGGCCUUCCCCAAGAAACAGCCUUCCCCAAACGCCUCUGAAGGAGCUCAACAUGCCGAGUAUAAUCCACGAGAACUCCAAAGCAUAGCUAUUAAGCUUGAUGAAGACAUAGGAGGUUUGCGGAAUGAAUUAAGGCGUCUGCAGAAAGAAUUAAGUGCCAAAGAAGCAGAGAGGAGAGAUACAGAGCAAAAGCUUGCUGAUCUUGUGAGAGCUAAAUGAUUGUCUGACCCUUCAGGAAGUUAACUUUCAAGAUCGUAGUGCAGCACUGCCGCCCUUGUUGAAUUUUUGUAUAGCAAAGAAGCUCAG